This is a messenger RNA of Eufriesea mexicana, 1812 nucleotides long. It is a transcript of the gene PolI, whose product is annotated as DNA polymerase iota. Gene Ontology annotation, molecular function: DNA-directed DNA polymerase activity; damaged DNA binding. Bases 43 to 1740 code for a protein of 565 amino acids. The transcript has a single exon. NCBI's taxonomy places the organism in Eukaryota, Metazoa, Arthropoda, Insecta, Hymenoptera, Apidae. The record is from RefSeq and is a predicted model, not a curated record. Gene Ontology annotation, biological process: translesion synthesis.
UCUAUGUAUAUUAUUGUAUUACAUUAUUUGUAAAUUACCUCAAUGGAUUCCGUUGAAUUUGAUGCAAUUAUAAGACAUCCAAGAACUAUAAUUCAUAUAGAUGUUGACUGUUUUUAUGCUCAAGUGGAGAUGCUGAGGCAUCCAGAAUUAGAGAGCAAGCCAUUGGGAGUACAACAAAAAAAUUUAGUGGUAACAAGCAAUUAUUUGGCACGAGAAUAUGGAAUUAAGAAAUGUAUGCCAAUACAAGAAGCUUUACAGCUGUGCCCAGGGCUGGUCUUGGUAAAUGGUGAAGAUUUGACAAAUUAUCGCCACUACUCUACUAAAAUACUGGAGAUAUUACAUCAGUUUACUCCAUUAGUUGAAAGGCUGGGUUUUGAUGACAAUUUUAUGGAUGUAACAUCUAUCGUUCAAAAAUAUAUAAAUUCUGGAAAUGAUUCUGAAUUAAAUAUAAGUAUUUCUAUGGAAGAUGAAAACCCUGUUGGUGAAAUAUUUGGUCCCUCGGAAGAAGAAUGUCCUUGUGGCUGCCAUGCUCGAUUAAUUAUUGCUUCCAAGAUUGCAGCAAAAAUAAGAGAACAAAUUUAUAAAAACUUGCACGUCACAUGCAGUGCUGGAAUAGCACAUAAUAAGCUCCUAGCAAAACUAGUAGGAUCAUUGCAUAAACCAAAUCAACAGACACUAAUAUUUCCAUGUAGUGCAUCCAUGUUGUUGUCUAGUAUAGGGUCUGUAUCUAAAAUACCAAGUGUUGGACAGAAAACUACACAACUAUUAGUGUCCAACAACAUAAAAACAGUGGAUGAUUUGCGUAAAACGUCUUUAGAAACGUUGGAAAUGAAAAUUGGUAUUGACUUAGCAAGAAAAUUAAAAGAUAAUGCGGAAGGCAUCGACGAAACUGUUGUAAAACCUACUGGAAAGAGGCAGUCUAUAGGUUUAGAAGAUGGUUUCAAGAGCGUUUCUUUAGUGGCUGAAGUAGAGUCACGAUUGGGAGCACUUCUGAGAAGACUAACAGAAUUAGCCAUGGAAGAUGGAAGAAUCCCUGUUGCUAUGAGAUUAACAGUCAGAAAACAUGAUUUUAAUAAACCAACUUCGGGUAAAAGAGAAACACGGCAGUGCGCUUUGCCAAAACACUUAUUACCUUCAUCAAAAUCUGGCGUUUAUGAUCAUGCUAAAAUGUUGGCGCUAGCAAUGAAACUGUUUCAUCGUACUGUUAAUGUUUCUAAACCAUUCCAUUUAACUCUUCUAGGAGUUGCUUUCACAAAAUUUGAAGAGAGAUCUUCGGGAAAGAAUAGUAUUACAUCCUUCUUGCGAAAACAGGUCGCUGUUCAGUCUGUUUUAGAUAUAAGCUCAGAAGAGGGUGUUUCCGAUGUUAAUCUUGGAUCGCCAAUGAGCGUGAAUCAAGACAGUAAUGACGGCUCCGCAAUGAGUACCACCUCCUCUCCAAUUUCAAAAUCAGUGGGUGCAAACAAUCAGAACGCGGAUGAUGAUGUAUUGAAUGAAAUAGAACCUUUACCAAAAAAGACCAGAUUAGAAGUAUGGUUAAGCGGACGCAGAGAAUCUCCAAGUAACGAAAUGGCUGAUCUUCGUCUUAGUCCUUCGUCACCAAUGCAACUAUCACCAAAAAUCGACGCGGCGGUCCUUAAAUCUCUACCUAUCGACAUACAAAGAGAAGUGACCCGUUCCUGGCCCACAACUAGUAAACCAAAACCGAAUAAUAUACUUAAAUAUUUUAUAGCCAAUAAGUGACGGAGUUUUAUGGCCUAGAAUAGAAUAUAGCCAUCAUUCUGUACACACUUACACACCUACAAUAUUGGAUGG